AGUCAAAGGGUGGGCAUGGAUGGAGAGGCAGAGAAACUGCCAAUGUCUAUACUGGCUUUAUUCAUAACUGCAAAAAACUGGGAACAAUCCGAACAGCAGCAGGUGAAGGGAUCAACAAACUGGCACCUCUGGACGAUGGGACCCUCCUCGGCAGUAAGAAGGAAUGAGCUAUUGAGCAACUCUCCCGCUCAGUGAGAGAAACCGGACUCAAAAGGAUCCAUGCUGUAUGAUUCCCUUUAUACAAUUCUGGAAAAGGCAGGGGCAGAACACAGAGCCGUGGUGGCCAGGGGCUGGCAUCGACUACAAAGGGGCAUAAAGGAAUUCUGGGGGGUGAGGGAAAUGAUCUGCUUCCCGACUGCGGUGGUAGUUCUAUGAAAUUUGUCAAAACUUGAAAACACAAAAAAGGGUGAAUUUUACUGUAUGUAAAUCAUACCUCAAUAAACUUGACCAAACAAGGAGAAAAACAAGGACAGAAGGAGAAGGGAGGCUGGAGGUGAGGAGGAAGGCAAAGAGGGAGAGGAAAGACAGUGAGCACAGGGAAAAGGGCCUUGAGAAGGUAGGGAACUGCAAAGGUGGUGAGGAUCCCCUGCUUCCGCCACAGCCACAGCCCUACCAGCUCGUAGUGGGGUUUUUCCCAGGGCAGGGGCCUGAUCCAGGAAUCCUCCCCUUUUCAGCUUGGGAGCGCUGUCUCUACUGGUGGGGGGAUGUGGUCUCCGGACGUCCCUGGACCACAAGGCUUUGAGCCCCCCCUGUAGCCCUGCCUUAGGGAGUGCCCAUACUCCCGCCCCAGAUCCUGUUACCAGGAUACUGCGGAGGGCGGGGGGAGGCAUUUCCUGCCUAGAUGACUUGGCAGCUCCCACUGCCAUGGAGACCAGCUUGGAAGCCGGGAGGGCCUCCGUCUCCUCGGGCUGCUCUGACCCAGCAGCCGGGAGGAAGAAGAAGCAAAGGGACCCCUCUAGACUGGUGGAGCCUGGCCCCAAGGGUAGCCAAGCAAGGACCGAAGCCCAGAUCCACCCACCCAUCCCCAUACACGUACACAUUUCCUGGCAGCGCCAUCCCUCCCCGAACAGAUCUCUGCCCUAGAUCCUUCCUUAGCUGGAAAGUCGGGGGUUCGGGGAUCAAAGCCCCCACGUCUGUCUCCUCUCCCCUGCAGCCAUGUUUAUCAAAGUGAUGUUUGGAGCUGGCUGCUGGGAGCUGGUGAACACCUGGUGCAGCCCCGUGACCCUCACCGCCCACUUGAGGCAGAGGGGGAAGGUGCCCCAAGAUGCGAUCAUUGCCCUCCUGGCUGAGGAUGGGCACUUGGUGAGUCUGGAUGAGGGACUGGAGGAGGGGGCUUCCCAGGCCCCUUCCAUGGGCAGCCCCCUGCUGCAGGAGCGUGGGACCUAUGUCCUCGUGCAGAUCAUCAAGGGGGAGGGUGGGGCCCCCACCCGCUAUGAGUCCCUACUGGAGAACCUGGAUGACCAGUAUCCAGAGCUGGCAGAGGAGCUUCACUACCUGUCAGGCCUACACCCCACGAGUGACGGCCGGAAGAGGCGCACGAGCACUCGGCGUGGCCACCAGGAGCAAGGCCCCCUUUCAAGGCCACGAAGGAUGGGCUCCCUGCCAUCCAGGACCCGCUAGCUGGGGCCAGGAGCCAGCCAGGUCCUGUGAUCUGACACAUCAAGCCAAGUGGCUAAGCUGGACUCUGAUCCAAGGGGGUUGGCUGUGACCUCUGCCAUGUGUGAUCAGGCCCAAACAGCAGCCCACGGGCAUUCUUCUUGCAGAAUCUGGAUUUACUGAGAGUUGCAUCAGCCAGAGGGUCAAGGUCACAGACCUGAUGUGGGGCCGCCCAAGAUGUGGGUGCAGAGAAAAAGAUACAGAGGCAGAGACAAGGAGGGUGAAGGGGGCAAGCCUCCCUGAGAGCGG
This is a messenger RNA of Ailuropoda melanoleuca (giant panda), 1905 nucleotides long. It is a transcript of the gene C14H22orf15, whose product is annotated as chromosome 14 C22orf15 homolog. NCBI's taxonomy places the organism in Eukaryota, Metazoa, Chordata, Mammalia, Carnivora, Ursidae. Bases 1156 to 1620 code for a protein of 154 amino acids. The transcript is spliced from 6 exons. The record is from RefSeq and is a predicted model, not a curated record.